GUUCCACGCUACUCCUUCGCAUCCUCGCCGCGGCCAUGGUGGUCUUCAAGAAGAUCAAGGCGUUCCGGGUGGACUUCGACGAGGCCGGCCGCGUGUACUCCAGCGGCGAGAGGGUGGCCGGCCGCGUGGAGGUGGAGGUGGCCGAGGUCACGCGCGUCUCCGCCGUCCGCUUCCUGGCCUGCGGGGUGGCCAAGGUCCUGUGGGCCAAGGGGCCCCAGCAGUGCAAGCAGCAGAUGGAGUACCUGCGCCGCGAGAAGGUGCUGGCGCUGGAGGACCACCCGGCCGAUAAAGAUGGGUCUGUCUUGCUGAGACCAGGAAACAUCUAUACGUACAAGUUUGAAUUUGAUCUGCCCCAAGGUCCCCUCGGCACUACCUUUAAGGGCAAGUACGGCUGCGUUGAUUAUUGGGUGAAGGCGUUCCUGGAUCGUCCGUCAUCCCCACCUCAAGAGAUCAAGAAGCACUUUGAGGUCAUGGACCAAAUUGAUGUCAGCACGCCAGAUCUGAUGUCGCCUGUCUCUGCCAAAAAGGAAAAGAAAGUUUCCUGUAUGUUCAUCCCUGACGGGCACGUCUCUGUCAGUGCCAGGAUUGACCGCAAAGGAUUCUGCGAAGGCGACGAUAUCUGCAUCAAUGCCGACUUCGAGAACACCUGCUCUCGGAUUGUGGUGCCUAAGGCGGCCAUCAUUUCCAAGCACACCUACUUGGCCAAUGGGCAGACGAAGGUGUUUUCGCAGAAACUCUCCUGCGUCCGCGGCAAUCACAUCAUCUCCGGCACGUCUGAGUCGUGGCGUGGCAAGACGCUUCGGGUAAAGAAGAUCAAGCCGUCCAUUCUGGGUUGCAAUAUCCUGCGAGUGGAAUACUUCCUGCAGAUCUAUGUCAGCGUCCCUGGGUCCAAGAAGAUCCUCCUGGAGUUGCCCCUCGUCAUUGGCAACAAGUCCUCCGGCUUCAGCAGCCGCAGUUCCAGCAUGGCAAGCCAGACCAGCUCAGAGAUGAGUUGGGUGGACCUCAACAUCCCUGAUGCCCCAGAAGCGCCUCCAUGCUACUUGGACAUCAUUCCUGAAGACCAUCGGAUUGAAAGCCCCACCACUCCUCUCCUGGAUCAGCUGGACAAUUCCUUCGACAGCCCCAUCUUCAUGUACGCUCCAGAGUUCAAGUUCAUGCCCCCACCAACCUACACGGAGGUCGAUCCUUGUAGUGUCAACAACAACGUCCAGUGAGCACCAAAGAAGAAUCCGGCGUGACUGCCAUUUUUCCAGCUUUAUCUGGACUUUAAAAAAUUGCCCAUGUAGCAAUUCU
This is a messenger RNA of Candoia aspera, 1293 nucleotides long. RefSeq names its product thioredoxin interacting protein (gene TXNIP). Bases 36 to 1214 code for a protein of 392 amino acids. Gene Ontology annotation, biological process: protein transport. The transcript is spliced from 8 exons. Gene Ontology annotation, molecular function: ubiquitin protein ligase binding. Gene Ontology annotation, cellular component: cytoplasm. The record is from RefSeq and is a predicted model, not a curated record. Lineage: Eukaryota; Metazoa; Chordata; Lepidosauria; Squamata; Candoiidae.